Salvia hispanica is the source of this 321-nucleotide messenger RNA. Lineage: Eukaryota; Viridiplantae; Streptophyta; Magnoliopsida; Lamiales; Lamiaceae. The record is from RefSeq and is a predicted model, not a curated record.
AUGGAAGCAAAUAUCCAACACCCUACAACCACGACAGCUGCGGCUGCUGACGCCGGUUUCCAGAGAUGGAACUCGCCGAUUCCGUACCUCUUCGGCGCUAUAGCUCUUGUGAUGGGAGUGGUGGCUCUGGCAUUACUAGUUCUGGCUUGCUCAUAUAAGCGUUCAUCGUCGGGGGAGGAAUCUUCAACCCAAAAGUCGGUGAAGGAGGCACCGGCUUUGCAGCCGGAGAUGGAGCCCAGAAUAGUUGUCAUCAUGGCCGGAGAAACUAACCCCACCUACCUCGCUAAACCCAUCCCCGCCCGGCCCCAUCAACAACUUUGA